GUCAGAAAUGGCUGUGGACCUUGAUGUGAGACUGUGAUAGGCCAUUGAAGCAGAUGGAAUCAUCCAGAGGAAAUCCUGGACAAUAACACAUAUUUAUUACAUAUAACACUCCAGUUAUAUUUAUUUAUUUAUUUAUUUAUUUAUUUUUCCUUAACCCCGAUGUGUCUUACUGACACGUCUGUAGCAUUAUCAUUUGUUCAUCUAUUGGAUAGUUGUCCAUUGUUUCAGGCAUAAAUGAUCAUUUUCCCAUAUAUGCCCAUGAAGUCCAUGUUUCAGCGCAGGCUUCAGAAAUUGAGGCACUUUAGAGGAGUCCAGCAGUCUGUGUUUAGGUAAUCUCGUCACUUUUAAAGCAUUCUACAUUUCGGUCAAGAUGGAGUCGUACCUUUUCCCCUUCGACAGUCUGAUAUGCAUGCUCCUGGGCAUCUCCUUAACCGUAUGGUGCACCCUUCUUCUGGUCUUCAUCAUCGUUCCUGCAAUCCUUGGCGUGUCCUUCGGCAUCCGCAGACUCUAUAUGAUGUCCCUGAUCAAGCUUUUUGAGUGGGCAACUUUAAGAAUGGAGCGAGGAGCCAGAGAGAAGAAUCAGCAUCUCUACAAACCCUACAGCAAUGGGAUCAUUGCAAAAGAACCAGCGUCUCUAGAGCAGGAGAUCCAGGAGAUGCGGCGUGGCGGUGCCGAGCCCGAGUUUGACAUGUCUGACAUCUUUCAUUUCUGUCGGCGCGGCGUGGAGAGCAUUGUAGAUGAUGAAGUGACCAAACGCUUUACAGCCGAGGAGCUGGAGUCCUGGAAUCUACUGACCCGGAGCAACUAUAACUUCCACCACAUCAGCACCAGGCUCACGGCGCUCUGGGGGGUCGGCGUCCUCAUCCGCUACGGCUUUCUGCUGCCGCUCAGGGUCACGCUUGCUUUCACCGGUGUGGGUCUUCUUGUGGUUCUGACGUCAAUCGUUGGCCUGUUUCCGAAUGGGAGGAUGAAGAAUUAUCUCAGUGAUAAGGUUCAUCUGAUGUGUUACCGGAUCUGUGUAAGAGCCCUCACGGCCAUCAUCACCUACCAUGACAGUGAGAAUAAACCCAAGAAUGGAGGAAUCUGUGUGGCCAAUCACACCUCACCCAUCGACGUCAUCAUCCUGGCCAGUGACGGAUGCUACGCAAUGGUCGGUCAGGUUCACGGUGGUCUGAUGGGGGUCAUUCAGAGGGCGAUGGUAAAAGCAUGUCCACACAUCUGGUUCGAGAGGUCGGAAGUGAAGGACCGACAUCUAGUGGCCAAACGAUUAAGUGACCAUGUUGCUGACGAAAGCAAACUGCCAAUCCUCAUAUUUCCAGAAGGAACCUGCAUCAACAACACUUCAGUCAUGAUGUUUAAGAAGGGCAGCUUUGAGAUUGGCUGUACGGUUUACCCAGUGGCCAUAAAGUAUGAUCCUCGUUUUGGUGACGCGUUCUGGAACAGCAGUAAGUUUGGGAUGGUGAAUUACCUGUUACACAUGAUGAGCAGCUGGGCCAUUGUGUGCAGCGUCUGGUACCUUCCACCAAUGAGCCGGAUGGAAGAUGAGGACGCUGUGCAGUUUGCCAACAGAGUCAAAGCAGCCAUUGCACGAAAAGGAGGACUAGCAGACCUGUUAUGGGACGGCGGGUUAAAGCGAGGGAAAGUCAAAGAGGUCUUCAAAGAGGAGCAGCAGAAGCUGUACAGUAAGGUGUUGGUGGGCAGCAGUGAAGACCGCAGUCGAUCCUGAAGGGCCGCCAAGUGUGUGUUUGACUUGACUGGUGCUGCUCCCAGCGAGAGCCCAGACCCUCAGCAGAGGCAGAGAGCGGUCCUCGACCGGCCCCUUCCUUAACCUGCAGACACAACAGAUGAUGUGGAGAGCUGCGCUGGAAAACAGGAGCUUCGCUGCACGACUGACCGGCUCUGGGGCUGAGAUUUACACCGACAUCAUACUUGAGUGAUUGUUUUUUGUUUGUUUGUUAUGGUUUUGAAUAUUUGUGCUCUGUUACUGUAAUGCAUGAUGUCCCGGGAGAGAUGGUGGAAGAGUUUGAGGUGAUUUAUUUAAGCUUGUAAAGUAAUAACAUUAAAAAUAAUAAGGGAUGUUGUGCGUAGAGGUGUAGUGUGGGUAGAACCAUGGAGAAAAACCGUGUCUGUCAAGUGUGUUUCUGCUCAGCGUUUCAGCUCCUCAUCAUGAUGGCCUCUCUAGUGUGCUGUGCUCUUUUUAAUAAAAUGGGUUUUUUUU
Danio aesculapii is the source of this 2218-nucleotide messenger RNA. RefSeq names its product glycerol-3-phosphate acyltransferase 4 (gene gpat4). The record is from RefSeq and is a predicted model, not a curated record. Gene Ontology annotation, molecular function: glycerol-3-phosphate O-acyltransferase activity. The transcript is spliced from 12 exons. Lineage: Eukaryota; Metazoa; Chordata; Actinopteri; Cypriniformes; Danionidae. Gene Ontology annotation, biological process: triglyceride biosynthetic process. Bases 371 to 1726 code for a protein of 451 amino acids. Gene Ontology annotation, cellular component: endoplasmic reticulum.